ACGAAAAUAUCUGUGAGAGCUUGGCUAUGGCGGCCGCGCUCUCGUCUAUGGCGAUGGCGAUCGCGCACAGGAGGAAGCGAAGAAAUCUAGAUUGGCGAGACAAAACACAAACGCUUCGAGGACAACACCACGGUAGCAAAGUAUCGUGUGCCGCUUUCGGGUACAAGAACAGUGCUGCCAGGAGUCCCGACGAGGACAACUUGAAGAUUCUAGUGGAUCGCAUGCAAGGGAUGAUACACAAGACAGACAGUGCCACUUACGCUAGAGUUUUACGAGUUUGCGCUAAGAACAAGGCUCUCCAGCAAGGGAAGAAAAUUCACAGCUACAUUCGGGAUAGCGGGCAGGAGCAGGACAGGAUACUCGGGAACCAUCUCAUAGAGAUGUAUCUCAAGUGUGGGAGCUUAAGGGACGCGCAGAGAAUGUUUGACGAGAUGGUUUCGCGGGACGCUAUUCUUUGGACUUCUAUGAUCUCGGCCUACUCAGAGCGUGGUCACUACAAGACGGCAUUGAAGCUGUUCCAGAGAAUGCAAGGCGAGAGUGUAAAGCCGGACAACGUCACCUUUGUCACCGUCCUCAAUUGCUGCGGGAAAAUGAGUGCUUUGCAAGAAGGCAAGCUUAUUCACUCGCAGCUCACUGGAAACGGGUUUGAGAACGACCUCAUCGUCAAGACUGCGCUACUCAACAUGUAUGGGAAGUGCGGUAGCCUGACAGACGCAAGGAAGGUCUUUGAAGAAAUCCAGGGGAAAGAUAUCAUCACUUGGAACGCAAUGCUCUCGGUCUACGUCCAACAUAGUGCGUACGAGGAGGCGCUCGAGCUCUACAGGAAGAUGGAGCUCACUCCAAGCGUCAGCACUUUUGUCACUGUGAUCAAUGCGUGUGCCGGCGCUACAGCUCUCGAAGAUGGUCGACAGGUUCAUGCUGUGGUCACUGCGAGAGGUUUGGAAACUGAGGAUGCGGUCUCCAGCGCAUUGCUCAACAUGUAUGGAAAGUGUGGCAGCCUCGAAGACGCUGCCAAGGUUUUCUGGAAGAGACGCGAAUACGACGACGUUGCUUGGGCUCAUAUGAUAUCCUUCUACACACAGUGGCAUCGCAGCAAAGAAGCACUCGGGCUUUUCAGACUCAUGAGGCUAGAAGGUGUCCGGGUUGACAAGUUUGCCUUCACGACCACCUUGAGCGCAUGCAAUGGUGCCGAGUGCCUGGCGGAGGGAAGACUUCUUCAUGCCGGCAUAGAAGAGAGUGGCUUUGAAUCGGACGUGGUCGUACGAAGCGCUCUGAUCCAUAUGUAUGGCCGCUGUGGUCUCUACGAUGCUGCUUGGGAGCUCUUCCAGUCCGUGCCAACGAAGAAUGUGCUGCUCUCCAGCGCUAUGAUAGCAACUUGUGAGAGACACGGACACUGGCGAGAGCUUCUCGACGUCUACCAGAACGUCCAGUCGGUUCCUUACAAGCUGACAAUCAUCAGCGUUCUCAAGGCCUGUGCGGAGCUCCAGGAGUUGGAGCGGGGCAAGGCUGUUCAUGAGAGCAUCAAAGGCAAGGAUUUGUAUCAGGAUGGUGGUAUCAGAGAGGCGCUGCUGGGCAUGUACUGCAAGUGCGGAGCUCUGGAAGACGCACAAAAUCUCUUCGACAGAACUCCGGACAAGUCUACCGCAUUUUGGAACGCUCUGCUCGACGCUUACGUGAAGCAGGGUCAGCUGGAAAGAGCGUCCGAGCUGUUCGAACAAAUGCAGGCUAACGACGUAGAAGCGAACGAGAUCACAGUCGCAUGCGUGAGCUCGUUGCGAGAAGGGUCCCAGGUUUUGGAAACUACACCGGAGAACCAAGAAGAGCUUUGUCGGCAGCAGACUGGAACAGUGGAGCUGGUCGCCUAAGACUUAGACGAGCUGGUUGACUUUGGAAAACACCAAAGCAUUGCGAGA
Messenger RNA from Selaginella moellendorffii, 1913 nucleotides. Its product is annotated as pentatricopeptide repeat-containing protein At5g27110. NCBI's taxonomy places the organism in Eukaryota, Viridiplantae, Streptophyta, Lycopodiopsida, Selaginellales, Selaginellaceae. Bases 27 to 1865 code for a protein of 612 amino acids. Gene Ontology annotation, cellular component: intracellular membrane-bounded organelle. The record is from RefSeq and is a predicted model, not a curated record. The transcript has 2 exons. Gene Ontology annotation, molecular function: RNA binding; protein binding. Gene Ontology annotation, biological process: RNA modification.